CCUACAUGUUCCUACAUGCGAAUACAUGUCCCCCUUACCGCUCCCUUACCACUCCCUACCAACCCUACCAACCCUACUCGUUCCUGUUGAAAACUAGCCUGACCCCCAUCGACUCCGCUCACGGGUCGUCUUAGUCUGGUUUCCCCUUUCUUCCCCCUUCCCCAUUCCCCCUUCGAUCCGCGGAAGACGGUUCACGGCGAAGCGCAUAUGCAGGUCAUAUCAUAACUGAGUGAUCGAUCUAGGUGCAUGCGAAGGUAUGGGUGAGCCAUGUCGCGGAUAAAUGGCUUCCCAGCGACAGCCGCCAGGAGGAGCAGGAAGGGUGCGCCACGGAGAUUUUCGUGCGACUGGCCCGGUUGCGACAAGAUCUAUUCUAGGGCCGAGCAUCUUCAGAGACAUCAACUCAACCAUGACCCCAAGACCAUAUAUACGUGCGAUGUGCCGGACUGCACACAGACAUUCGUAAGGCCGGACUUGCUAGCACGUCACAAGAAGCGCCAUUCGGCUUCCUACAUCCCUAGGAACCGUACUAGCAGCUUCAGCAUUCCUACGAAGGAGACAGCUCAAGACAUUCCUGUGAUGCCUUCACCUAGCAUGGCCACGAAUGUAGCUGGACCACCACGACCAGCAACGUUUCCUCAGCAGCCUGCGAGUGCUCCUCGUAAUGCUGCUGUUCUCUUAACAUCUGACUCUCCAGUUCAGGCUCAACCUCCACCUUUGCCACCUCCUAUAGCGCCCACGCAGCCAAGUCCGCUUGCUCAUAACGUACCUUGGACAUCUUCUAUGGAUGCUGUUAACCUUAUACGCCAGAAGCCCAGUUUCUACGGCCGUGAACAUCCACCGAUGCAUGAACAUUCUACCUUCGUACCGUAUCAUAACGUACCAGUGCCGGGUGGUGCUGAUGAGCUGGACACUCGAGAAAAUUUUGGUGUUUGGCUCUUUGAUCCUCAGCAGACGUACAGAGACCUAAACUUCGCGAACGUUCCCUUCCUCGAGGGCGGUCUGGAAUCACCAUUCAAUAAUAAUAUCCAUUAUGACCACGAAUCACUCGCUAGCCGAUCUCAGCUAGAUCUUACGCCCCCACGACACCCCGAUAUGCCCGACGAGCUUAUCUCCGAGUACCGCCGUCAAGAGGUUCUACGUUACGUGCAACUAUUCCACCAGAAGCAAAAUAGGUUCGAUUCGAAGCUAGCAGGUCUUAUGCAAGAGGCUGGCGACGAUAUACCAGGUCUAAGCUUGGAAUUCCUACGAGACUGCAUGCGACAUUACUGGGAUUUUGUAUCACCAAGGUUACCCAUCGUUCACCAGCCAACAUUUUCUUCGCCGCAAUGUUCUAUCUUCCUUCUCCUGGUUAUGAUCGCUUUGGGAGCUGCUCAGAUCUAUAGUCGAGAGAAGACGCGCGAACUAGUCGAGUACAAAGCGUUUGCUGACCUCAUAAUAUCGAACGUCCGUUUCGAAAUAUUAACCGCCGACGACGCAUCUCCUCCGGUGGAACUUUGGGUUGCCCAGGCCUUACUCUUGCUAGAGUUCUAUGAGAAGAUGUACUCAUCUAGGAAUCUCCACGAGAGGGCGCACGUUUAUCAUUCCGUGACCCUGACUUUACUUAGACGAGGUAGCCCCUUGAUUGGAGGCGCGGGAGCCGAAUCGCCUUCCGACGAGCAGAAUGGAUCAGAGCAUCCCGCAACAUCAGACGCGAGGACUUGGUGGGUGAAGUGGGCUAGGACGGAAUCGAUGCAUAGAGUCGUCUUUGCUGCGUUCAUGAUGGAUAUUGUUCACGCCGCAAUGUUCGGGCACGCUGCCGAUAUGGCCCCUCAGGAAAUUCGCCUACCCUUACCUUGUGACGAAUCCUUAUGGUCUGCGUCGAGUCCGGAGAUUGUGCGUCAUCACGAUUCGAAUUUCAGGUUAUAUGGUGUGAAACCUGUCUCGUUUCUAGACGGAUUAAAACGCGCCAUUCACGGGAAGGAAGUCCAAACACAUGCGUUUGGCCGAAUGAUCAUAAUGUGCGGUCUCCUAAGUGUCGGCUGGCAUCUUAGACAUCGAGAUACGCAUCUCAAGUGGCUGGAACUAGGAUCUGGUUCCUCAGAUACCCGAGAAAAAUGGUGCAAUAUGUUGUUGAAAGCAUUUGAUGAUUGGAAGACCAGCUUUGAUGCGGCUAUUGGCUCAAGUGACCCCGAAUCGGACGGCUCUGGACCGCAAUCUCAUUCGAAUGGACUCAUCCAAAGUGCAUCGGUGCUCUACCACCUCGCCCACAUCAGUUUAUACAUCGACAUCGUUGACUGUCAGGUUUAUGCGGGAGCGAAACGGUUACUUGGCCGCAAAGUGUCUACGAGAGAUUACACUAAUGUCGUUAAUCGAAUGUCGAAUUGGUCGAGUCAACUCGCGACGCGCCAUGCAAUCCUACACGCCUUCAAACUGCUUCAUCGGAUUCUUGUGGAUCCUCGCCAGAAGAAGAAUAAUGGUUAUGUCCAUAAUCCCGCGGAUGUGUUUGGAAUGCAAUAUUCGUGCCGUCGCGACCCCGAUCCCCAUCGACCAUGGAUUAUGUACUAUGCGACAUUGAGUAUCUGGUCUUAUGUACGAGCACGAACCCAGUCAAGGGACCAAUCGAAUACACUUCGACCACUCCCGCAACAAUUGCAGGGCAAUUCUACCGGGAUUUUCGAUUACCUAUCUAAAAUCACGAAGCUUUCAGAGCUUGAUGCCACCACACCAGCGAAUCUCCAGGAUGGAUUGCCCAAUCUGCUUGAUGCAAUAGGGACUCUUACAUCCGAGUCACCCUCGGAGUUGCUUAAAGAAGCGUGUGGUCGACUAGAUAUGUGCAAGCAUAUGCUUUACCACGGAGAGGCUUGAAGUAGAUCUCUAUCGAGCAUGUCUGUCGAGGCCUAAUUUUUAUCUAGCAUGCGGCAUGGAUUUCAAUGGGCAUGGAAAAGUGCGUUAUUGGUGGAACGAGUCAUGCGGAAUGAGUCUUCAUUACUAUUACUACCUAGGCACCUACCUAGUUUCUACAUCUCGUCACUAAUUACUCCAGAAGACCGGCUUGAAAAUAGUCAGGUCAGCUGUGUGCUUACAUUGGGGCAUUGGAGUUUUCUCAUCUGAGGCUUAUCUUACCCGAAAACGAUGAGUGGUUCGAUACUCGGCUCGUUGACAAAGGUGCAUCAGGCGAGUGAGG
Messenger RNA from Annulohypoxylon truncatum, 3163 nucleotides. RefSeq lists its product as uncharacterized. Gene Ontology annotation, molecular function: DNA-binding transcription factor activity, RNA polymerase II-specific; zinc ion binding; RNA polymerase II cis-regulatory region sequence-specific DNA binding. Gene Ontology annotation, cellular component: chromatin. Gene Ontology annotation, biological process: regulation of transcription by RNA polymerase II; DNA-templated transcription. NCBI's taxonomy places the organism in Eukaryota, Fungi, Ascomycota, Sordariomycetes, Xylariales, Hypoxylaceae. Bases 268 to 2844 code for a protein of 858 amino acids. The record is from RefSeq and is a predicted model, not a curated record. The transcript is spliced from 2 exons.